GUAAAACGAACGAUUAACCUGAUCAUAGCUACAAAAAUGUAUAAACAGAAUUAAGACUUUUCCAAUCACAAAUCAACGUCUACUGUAAAGUGAUUAAACGAUGAACUGACUUUUACCGAAAUAAAAAAUCCAUGGAUGUUAUAUCUCGCGGAUCACAGUGUUUUAUCUUCGCCUAUAGCCGUCUUGACGUUUUUAUGAUAUGCAUAUAUUUAUUGUCUUAAAAAUUCCUAUUGUCAGAAUUGCGUAAUUGUUCCAUGUAAGUGUUAAUCUGUGUGUAAUGUUAUUGCGGAAGAUCCCAUCGCGCACCUCUAUGAGUGUAGUUGAUGAGCCUGAAAUGAGAAAUGAGAUAGUUGGCAAGGAACGUCACCUGCGGGCCGAAUAUGGCUUAUACAGAGCGCGAAAACUGAUGACGUGGAAGACAAAUGUCUGACUGUACUGCAGGGGAAAUAUCUAGAUACUAAUGAUGGAACUAUUUAUAUAUGAUUUCACAUGUAAAGUUUGUAUUAAUUAGCCGCCAUAUUGUAUACUAGGAAAUUAAAGACAAGGGUUAUACCGGGGAUAUUAAAUUGGAACUACUAAUUAUCAGAUCGAGACCGAGGUGAGUGGCUUUAUUUAUCUACAUUAUGAGUACUGAAGAUCUUGCACGUUCACGAGAAGGAUCUAAAGAACCUGAAGUAAUUUGCGCUGUAUGUUCAAAAUUUGAACCUCAAGCUUGGCGGAAGAAAUUUUGUAAAAAUUGUUUCCAUUCUUUAGAUGAGCAUACGACAGACAGCGAAAAGGAAACGGGUCACGAAAAGUUAGAUAAUGAGAAAAAUAAUUUAAAGAAAAUCGAAGAAAAAGAAACUACAGACAAGAAAUAUGAUAAAAUUUUAAAAGAUAAAUUGACUAAAGACGAUAAGAACAAAUCGAAUAAACCCUUUACUGAUAAACCAAAUUCUGAAAGUGAUAAAACUCCACAAAAACAUGAUAUAAAAACCUCCAUAAUUGCAGACAAAUUUAAUAAAAAGAUUACCGGAAGUGCACAUUCUGAGAAAGGAAAAACCGAGACAGGCACAAAUGCAGCAGAAAAGCAAGACGAAAAAGAUCAAAGUUCAGUUACUAAUAAAUUAAAGGGAAAGUUCCAAAUAGACAAGAAACCAAACGAAAAAGCAAAUGACAUCAAAGACGGCAAAGUUGACACUAAAACAUUCGACAAAUCUGAUGAUAGAAUUAAACAAUCAAAACAAGAUAAUGAUAAAACAAAACUUUGGGGGAGUAAAUCAAAGUUCGAGCACAAAAUUAGCGAAAAAGAGAAUAAAACCGAGCCCGAAAAGAAAGAAAUUGAAAAGACGAAAACUUUAAAUGAAGAAAAGCCGAAAACAUGGGGAGCAAAAUCAAAAUUCGAACCGAAGUCAGCAGACGUUAAGGACGAAAAGAUUAGUGUCGAAAAGAAGGACGCAUCUAAACAUGACGAGAAAAAGGUUGUGGACGAUGAGCAUAAAACAGGAGUUAAACAAUUUAAGCCCCCGGAAAAACAGGAUACAAAAAUGAAAUGGAAGAAUACGUGGGGUUCAACUUUGGCGAACAAGAGACAAGAUGAAUCCAAGAAGGACGAAACAUCGGACGAGAAAUCGAAAAUGGACGAAAAAUCGAAAAUGAGCGAGAAGGAAAAUGACAGUGGAAAGAAUUCCAUAAGAUCAAAAUUUGAGUCUCAAGGAACAGGCAACCUCUUUGGUGUUACUAAAACAAAAUCUGAACCUAACAGCAAAGAAAAAAUUGAAGGAAAAACUAAAGGUGAAGAAACAAAGGAAGAUGGUACAAAGAAAACAGACAGCAAAGAUCUGAAAGAAGAUAAAGGAAAGUCGUGGGCUAAAAAGAAUUUAAAAGAAAGCGACAAAUUGAAAGAAACUGAAACAUCUAAAUUUGGUGAUAAAAACAUUCCAAAAGAAACUGAAAAAUCCAAAUUUGGUGAUUUUAAAGAUAGUACUAGAUCGAAAUUUGGGGACAAUAAGAUAACACCUGCUGAAAAGGAACCAGAAAAAGCUAAAUUUGGUGACAAAACAUCAGUAAAUAAAGAACAAGAAAAAUCCAAAUUUGGUGACAAUCGAGCAAAUUUGUUUGAACAAAAAAAUGCUUUGAAAGACAAAACUGAAGUAUCAAAAAAGGAUGAAAAAGAUUUAAAAAAGAAAGAAGAUGAGAAAGAAAAGGCGGAUGAUUCCAAAUCUAAACUUGACGACAAAAAAUCAAAUUUAUGGGGUUCGAAAUCAAAAUUUGAAACCCCCAAAAUAGACAAAAUAGACGAUAAGAAAACAAAUAAAUUCAGCAUCGAUUUAAAAAAAUCGGACGGGAAAUUUUCAAAACCACCCGAUGAUAAAUCCGGAGGGACGGAAACAAAAUCUGAAAUAGACAAUAAGAAGAAUGAAAAGUUAGAAGGAAAGUUAAAACUUGACAUUAAAAAGGCUGAAAGUGUGAACACGUCUGGAAAAGACAGUGGACAUUCCGUAUCCGAUUGGCGAAAGGAAAAGUACGAAAAGUUAUCUAAAACACCAACAACAGUCACACCUGGUAAAAUUCUUGAUAAAACAGCAUAUUCUCGUAGCAAGUCAGACACUUUAGUAACAGACAAAGACGAGAAAAAAUCCUCAGUGACGUCAACAUCUGUCAAAACGCAACCAUCAAGUGACAAAAAGGAGCAUAAUUUGUCUUCAAAAUCGAGUGACGUUAAACCAUCAGAGAUUCCAGAUACGCAACGAAAGACAGGUAGAUUACCCAUUAUCCAACCCACACUGGAUCAAAAGGAGAAAUUCUCUGGCAUCGUCGAUGAGGUCAAGGACGAAGGAGAAACAACAGCAUCUAAAGAAUCGUUACCGAAAUUAAAUACAGAUGCGAUAAACAAAAUCAAAGAUGCUGCCAAGUUUUUGCUAGAUGAUGAUUUUGAUGACGGUAGAUAUAAUAGCCUGGGUCGAACAACUAGUGGUAAUAAAUCGACACCAUCUCAGCAGGCGACAUCAUCAUUACCAUCUUCUACUAAAUCAGAAGCAGACGAUAGAAAAGGGUCACAUAAGAAAUCGUCGGUCCAGGAAAAUACUACUGUAUCCAAAAAACAGCAAGGAAAACAUGAUGUUGAAAAUGUUUUCAACGAAAAAUUCAACAGUGAGGCUGAAAAGUUGAGAAAACAAUUGAAACAAAUGGAAGAAAGAUGCAUGGAACUGGAAGAGGAAAACAAAAAUCUGAAAAAUGGCUUAUUGGAAAACGAAAAGUAUUCCGGACGGUUAGUGAAACAGAAACAGGAUGUGGAAAAUCAAAUCAAAGUUUUACAGAAGAAUUUGUCGUCUUUAGAAUCUAAAUGUUCCAAAUUUGAAAUUGAAAACACAAAUUUGAUAGAAAGAAUUAAAACAGUACAGUCUAAAUCUUCAACAACAGAUGAUCUCAAAUCAGCACAUAUGGAGGAAUUAAACUACUUGAAGGAGAGGCUGGGAAAGGGCGAGAACAUUGUGGACGAAUUAAGAGAUGACAAUGAAAAUCUGAAACAAGAAAUCUUGGACUUGAAAUCCGAAAUGGAAGAAAUGUACGACACUUUUCGUGACCAAGAAGCCGAGGAGUUCCGAGAAAUUCAGAAGGAAAUGGAAAUGCACGCUAAAAACUGUCGGGUUUUAAGUUUCAAAUUGAGAAAAUACGAACGCAUGAAUGAACAAUAUGAGGCAGAAAAAGAAAAUUACGAGGAUAAAAUUCAAUCAUUACAAAAUCAAAUUUCUGAUGGAGAUACAAGAGCUCACAUAAGAGAUGUUGAAGACGAACUGAGGUUGGCAAAGGAAGUAUCUGUUCGACUACAUGACGAAUUAGACAUUUUAGAAGAAAAAAAGUGCAAAACUGAAGACGAAAACCACCAGCUAACUCAGAUUCUGGAACAGUCGGACAAAAAACAGUUCAAACUUGAAAUGGAGGUUGACAAACUCAGGGAUCAGACAGCAGAACUGAGAAAAAAAAUAUCAGAAAAAUCCACCCCCGGUACACCUGUGUCUCAGGAUGACUUAAAAGAUCGUCGGGUUUUGAUUGGAAGGAUUGGUCAACAAGGCAGUCAGGAACAAGACAUGUCACAAUUAACGCGAGAUUUGUAUGAUAGCAUGGAACGUGAGACAGAUUUAAAAGAUCAACUUCAAUUUGCAGAGGAAGAAAUAAAAGACCUAAGAAAGAAAAAAGACGAACUUGAAGAAGAAAAUGAAAAUUUGAGCGUUCAAUUAAAAAAGAUGUCUGCAUCUAAGAUUACGAAAUAUAAGGACAGCAAGAAACUGGAUGACCCUGAUUUUACGGAAGCAGAAAUUGAGCUGAAAGUUCAUUUAGAAUUGAAUGAACAAGAACUUAUGGUUACCCGACGUAAAAUACAAGAUCUAGAAAAUGAAAAUGAAAAUUUGUUAGAGCAGUCUAAAGUUUUGAAAGACGAAUUAUCACAUAAAGAACACCUAUUGGCUAUUCCACAACCACCGCUUUCUCCAAACACAUAUUACGAAGACAGAUUAAAGGAAAUGAAUUUCGGAGCUGACGAACUGAGAUGGAAAAUAAUCGAAAAAGACCGAGAAAUCGAAAAACUGUCUGCAGAAGUGUUACAAACUCGCCAAUCAAAACUGCGUAAAAGUCGAUCGCUUGAAACUGAUUUCUAUGGAGAACGUAAGAAACUUUUAGAUCUUGAUUUGUCAGAAAAUGUUGAUUUUAGAGAUAAAGUAAUUAGUGAGGCACGCGGUUCACAUUCUCCUGAACAAUUACAACAUCACAAGCCAUUUACAACUUGUAAUGACAGCCGAGAUAAUAAGAAUCAAGAAAUAAAUAAAUCGCCCGAUGAUGGAAUCAAUCCUUCUCUUGCCAUUCAAACUCAGUUUUAUACUAGAAGUAAGUUAAGAGAAAACUCAAAUUCUUUGAAUCAAAGCAUUUCAAACGAUAACUUGGAACAGCUAAAAUCGUUACAAGAAAGCGUUGAUAAUUUACAAGAAAAAAUAACUAAAUUGGAAGCAGAAAAUUUGAGCUUGAAAGAAAAGUUAACACCGGAAACGGAAGAAACGGAAGGGGAGACAAGAGAAGAAUUGAUGGAUAAAAUAUUAGACAUGGAAGACGAUGCUGAGAACCUCGCUACAGAACUUACGAAAAAAGAUGCAGAGAUAAAGUCGUUACAAGCUGAAGUUACGUCACUGAAGAAAACCAUAGAAAAUAAGGAAAGUGAUUUCCGUAGAAAGGAAUUGGAAUUAUUACGUGACCUCGACUAUGCUCAGGAGAAAAGCGAUGUGUUGAGUAACUUAUUAGAUAUUGUCAAAGAUCGAGCAGACGCCGCAGAAGCAGAGUUAGAACGCCUUGCAGAAGAAAGUAGAUCUACCAGUGCAGCAUCAGAAAAUAGUGCACGAACUGUCAGUGUACUAAGUGACAUCAGUUUCGGGAGUGACGAAGUUUUCGUAGAAGGUGCAUCACGGGAAAGUUCAGCGCCUGGUUCCCCGGAAUCAGCGAGCAGAAGAAAAGUAAUACAUAAAGACUGGGAGGGACAAUUUCGUAAGAGAAUCCAUUGCCUCGAAAGAAUACUGGCAGAAGAGCGUCAAAAACUGGCAGCCACAGAGAAGAAACUAGCUUUAGUUUCCACGGAAACGCUUUCUACAGCAAUGUCUGACGACGCUAAACUUCAUGAAAGAGAAAAAGAAAUCCUUCAUAGUGAUCUGCAAGAAACAAAGAAACAUUUGAGGAUAGCAAGCGAUCAAAUCCAUGGUCUAAAAGAAAGAAUUGGGUCAUUAGAAGAUGAAAAUAGCAGACUGAAGAAUCCAUUUUGGGAUAAUCAGCCUGCAUUAGAAGAUGACGACAGAACCCUCUCUGGUAGUAUAGACACUGUCUUGUCAGUCGGAACACCCUCUGGUAGCAUCGAUACAGUGUUGUCUGUUGGAUCAUCAGAACGAUUACACGAGGAUGUAGGGGACAGUGACGAAAACAUCGACACAAUCGUCGAAAACGAGGCUAGUGAAAAAGAAGAUAUAGAAUAUUUCCGGAAAAGAGUUACAAGUCUUGAGGCCAGAUUAGAAGAGGCUAAUGACAUAUGGAAAUCUAAAAGUACCGCCACGGAAAAAGAGAAACUCGAAUUAGAAGAAGAAUUAGCGAAAUUAACGGACCUGUGUGAUCAGCUCCGAGAGGCAUCGAACAGUUUCAAAAUGCGAGAAGAAAAGGCUUUAAAACUUAAUAAGGAAUAUAGUAAUACGAUUAAGGAAAAGCAAUCGAUCCUUGACAGAAAAGAUGAUAUAAUUCAGGAACACGUGGACAUUAUUAAACAAAGAGAAGACGACUUACAGCAACUGCUGGAUCAAAUUUCACAAAGGGAUAACAACAUCCGGGAGUUACGCGAAAGUGUACGUAAUCGUGAUGAAAGAUUAAAAGAAAAAGACGAAAUAUUACAAAAUCUUAAUAAUGGUACCGAUGAAAAGCAAGAAGAAAUCAAUUUUCUUAAUAGUGAAAUGUCUGAAAACAUUUCUCAAAUAAAGGAAAAAGAUGAAAAGUUAAAAGAACUUACGGAAAGGAUAGAAAGUUACGAAAAUAAUUCGAAAGAGUCGAAUAUUCAAAUAGAAAACGAGCGUUUGAAACGAGAACUUGAAGAUAUGGCGUAUAGUGUUGGAAAGGUGCAUACCGAUAAUAACACAUUACAAAAUGAAAUGGAGAAAACUAAACAAGCGUUGAGUGAAGCAAUGGUUUUAUGGAAUAAAGAUCGUUCUACGUUAGGUCAAGAAUUAACCGUAGCUAGAGAGAAACUAUCGAUAUAUGAAGCUUCGAUCGAUAAAAAGGAGAGUCAAGCAGCACAAAUGAUGAGAAAGGAAACUCAUAAAUGUUUAGAACAAAGGGAAAAGUUGCAACAUGAGUUAAGGAUUUUAAAAGUGGAGCAUGAUGCAAAUAUUCGAACUUUGAAAAAUGAGAAGUUAAAAUUACAAGAUGAAUUAACUCAAACAAUACGCCAACUGACAACUGAAAUGAGUAAUAAUGAUAAAAUGGCCUCUGAUUUAGAGCGACUUAAAAACCAGGAGGAAGUUGCCUUCCAAAUACAGCACCACGAAAAAGUCUUACGUGCAGAAUACAUGGCAAUGAAAGUCAGAUUCGAAACGAGGCUUGAAAACUUACAGAAAGAACAUUCGAGACUUCUUACCAUCUUAGACCAAAUGCAGCACGAGAAGGUUUUAAACCAUGAAAUUAUCAAAGGAGUUCAGAAACAGAUGUCAAUAAUGAAGGAUAACUACCACAAAAAUUUAGAGAAAUCGAAGGAGCAAAGUGAAACACUUGGUCGUCAUAUCAAAGAGCUUGAAGGAGCACGUGAUCUUGCUAUGGAAUUACAGAAGAAAGUCGAGUCUCUGAAACGCCAGCUCGAAGACCAAGAGUAUGAACGUGCUGAACUUGUUGACAAAAUCACUGCACAAAGAUCUGCAUGGGAAAUAGAAAGAUCUAAUAAGCAAAGCAAAAUAAAUCAACUUGAGGAAAGACUAGCGAUGAUAAACAACGCUCAAUCAAGAACAAAGGACAUGCAGUCUAGAAUGGAGGUGGCAUGGAACAGAGAAAGGGCCGAACAAAAACGUCUUUUAUCUGAAGCACAUAAUCUAGCUAUGGAUCUACAACAGCAGCUCAAGGGUAGAGACGACGAACGUCUGCACGAAAAACGAGCUCUAUUAGAACAACUUAAGGUUCUUCGGAAACAACUUGACGAAGAGCAAAUAAACCGCCGAGAACAGCAGUCAAAGUCAGGGACAAGAGAUGAACAGUUGUUAGAUUUGAAACGGAGGUUAAAAGAAGUAAAAGAAAAAGCGGAAAAAGAACACGAAUCUUCACUUAAAGAUCAAGCUGACUUAGUUCGACGUCUUGGGGAGAUGAGGAGGCAACAUAAACAUGACCAGAGAAUGAUGGAAGAUGUGUUGAGCGGGCUGACAAGACUUCGUGAACUGGCAUCAAUUGUGGUGGCAUCAGAGAAUAAUGGUGAAAUAUCUGACAAUGAACUAGAACAUAGACUUGAGACACUGGAGACAAAAGGAGACAUGGGAGCUGCUGCCUCUGAGGAGACAGCAAUUCAUACAGAAGACAUUAGACAACGUAUAAAUGAUGUUGUGUUAAACUACAUCAAAGAGGCGUUGAAAGAAAUACACUUUGCAGCUGAAAACAUUGCUCGGCCCAGAGAUAUAUCUGACGAGGAACGUAAACAAAUGAGAAGUUCUUCAAAGAAUUGCGAAAACCACGAACGCAACAUAAGGAGUUUGUCGAGUUCUGAACUCGACUCACUGAAAGAGGAUUUUGUUACUGAAACAUUAGGAAGUAAAGAGCUUGAAUUCUUGAAGCAAAAGUAUGGACCUAUUACACCAGACAGUCCAAUAAAGUUUCAAAGGAGCAUCAGUGGUUCGAACGUGAAAGAAGAAACAGAAGAAAUCCUCCCUGGAAUCCAAAUGGGUUCAAUGGCCGACAGAAGACACAACAUCAUGUCAACAGUACACAAGGAACAGGGACUAACGACAAAGUUCCCUGAUCCUCCACCUAGCUUUUUACUUCCGCGUUGUAUUAAUUCAACACUUUCGUCAUCACAAACGGUCACAAGAUACUCUAAAGAAACAAACAAAACAACGACUGUAAGACAAAUUCCAAAAAGUAUUUCUAUUGACACGUGUCUUUUGAAAGCAACAAAAAUGUCUCCUCAGGAUAGUGCUCAGUCUAGUUCAUCACAUUCUCCUGUUUCACUAGAGACGACGACGCAUUGCAGUUUUCAGCAAGUGUUAACACCGAUUCCGGUUACUCAUAUAGUACCAUCAAAAAACGCUUUAUCUGCAAGUGCAGAAAUCGUAACGCCUAGAACUGCAAGACGACAAUUUUUUGCUGAUAAUCCUUCAGAAUCUAGUGUUCAUCGCCCAUGGCCCGGUCGCAGUCGGAGCCAUGACAGUGUUUCAAAACGAGAAAGGGAAGCUAUUGUUGGUAAUAUUGGAAUACAAAAAGACGAAACUAUGUCUGAAAAUACUUCAAACGAAAAUGUGGACGUAUAUGUAAAUUUGUCAUCUGAAAUAGACGAUAAAGUGCAGCUCCAAGAAGGGGAUGAUAUACUUUCUCCGGUCAAGGAAUCCAAAAGUGAUAAAAAGAAAAGGAAAGCAGCAACAAGGUCUAUAAGUUUAGACAGUUCAUCAGUAAGGAAGACACUAGCAAAAGCUGGAGUGUCAGUCAUGUCACCAGCAGCACCUUCCGCACUUACACCAUCGGACAUAUUUGCAGCUGUAAAACGCAAAUUUAAGACGAAUAUUAAACGUUCCUCGUCAUUAUCAGAGAAAGAACUGCACUCAGUUAGAACCAAUGUAUCCAAUAAUUCUAGUAGUACCUCUGCAACAUCUUCCAUUUCUAAAACAGGUUCUAUUCAAGAAAUGAAAAACACAUUCGAACCUCCACUCUCAGGCUUACCUCCGAAAUCAAUACUCAUUCCACCGCCAACUCCACCGAUUUCCGCCAUGCAGAGGAAGGUAUUACCUGUGAUUGCCGAUGAAAUCACGAAAACAAAAAGGGCACGGGAAGACAAGAAAGACAAAUCUAAAAAGAGACAGCGAUCCAAGUCUGCAGAGCGAGCUCGAACAGGUCCAUCUUUCCUUGAACAACCAAUUGUUCGACAAGACAUUAUUCCUCAGUCAAAAAUGCUAGGAUUUGAAACAUCUGUUUGAUAAAACACUUAGCGAUCAUAAAUAUUGGUCUGAUUUUUUUAUUGUUUUUUUUUACGUCUAUAAAGGCGAUGAUACUUAUCUUGAGUGAGUCUCUUUAUUAAGACGAAGAGAAAUUGACAGUGGUUCAUUCUUAUGAAACCAUAAAUUCAAAAUAGUAAGACAACAUUUUAUUCAUAAGUCCAAACGAAACUAAACGAAUAGCAGCUUUAUGUUAACAAAGAAUAUAAAUAAAUAUAAAUUAGAAGUAGCAAAUACAGAUAAUAGUUUUAAUUCGAGGGUAUCACCAGCCAAGUAGUCAGCACUUCUGUGUUGACAUGAAUUAUCAUUGAUAUGGUCAUAAUUAUAAAUUAGCUGUUUACAAAACUUUGAAUUUUUGAAAUACUAAGGCUUUUCUACCUCAGGAAUAGAUUACCUUAGCUGUAUUUGGCAAAACUUUUAGGAAUGUUUGGUCCUCAAUGCUCUUCGAAGAACUUCGAAUUUUAUUUGGCCUUUUUAACUUUUUUAGUUUCUAGCGUCAGUGAUGAGAUUUUUGUAGACGAAACGCGCGUCUGGCGUAAAUACAAAUUUCAAUCCUGGUAUCUAUGAUGAGUUUUUUUUCACAGAAGUUCACAUGUAUUGCAAAAUAAAUCUAUUACUGCAAUACUAACAGACUUAUAUUGAAUUGUAAAAAGAAAAACAAAGCAGUCUAUCCCGUAGUUUUCCGAUCCACAAAUAAAUUGUAUACAAAUUUGUAUUAACAUGUAAUGUAAUAAUAUCUUUGUAUUUGUACAGUUGUUUACCUGUUUGUUAUAAUGUUUAUAUUUGUUUUUAUUUUAUAUUUAUUUCAAAUCUGUCUUUCAUUGUUAUUUUGUUUCAAAUACCUCGUGUUUGUUGUGUUAACAAAAUUGUAACCUUUUAUGUUUUCAAGGAUUUACAUUGAUAUUUAUGAAUAAUAUAUUUGGGAAUUAAUUAAGUAACACAUUUCUGGUGUUCUUGGUUUUCGGGCACGGAAAGCUAUGAACUGUUAUGCUGUAGUUUCUCAAAUUAAAUUUUAUUUCGGUAUUAUCAUCUCUUAACAUUUGUUUACAAUAGGUUAUUAAUUGUAUAUAUAGUGUUACAAUUGAAACCAUAAGCAUGAAAUUAAUACGUUACUCUGAUACUUACCUUGAUUUUUUGAUUUUACAUUUAGUGUAGAAAUUUAUUUGUGAAUUAAUUGGCUUAGUAAUGUGCAAAGAAACCACAUGUAGAGGACUUUCAGUCUCAGAAUUAGUCUCAGAAUUUAAUUCUACUACGUUGUCUAUGUUCUAACAUUGAAAAUGUUUUAUUACAAACAUUUUGAUUAUUUUAAGUCAAUAAUGUUUUUAUACAUCCUUGGAUGCCCAAACUUUGACCGACCCUGAAACGGACAUAGUUACAAAAGAAGUUUACGUUACUUUAAAUAAUUGAUUUUGAUGAUAAAUUUGAUUAAACAUCAAUGUCUUUUAAACAUAAAUGCAGUGUGCAACUAAUGGUGUGUAUGUUACAUUAGCUUUAGUUGUGUUAUGAAGUUUACACAAAGCUUGUUGUUGAGUUAGAAUAGGCUUAAGGAUGUUUGAAUCUCAUGUUUUUAACUUUUUGUCAGAUAUUCUGAAUCCUCUAGUUUUACCCAUGUGCUACCAAGAAAAAAAUUGCCUGGUAACCCUUUCUUUUCUUUUCAUAAUUUUAUAACAUAAAAUCCUUGUUAUUUUUUCAUAGUUUUUGAAAGAAAAACGUUGCCAAUGUUAAAUGUAGGAAAAAAUUAGAGAGAAUCUUUUCCCGCCAAAUUAUCAAUGGCUUGUAUCUCAAAAAACGAGGAUUAUGACCUUGCAUUUUUUCUGCUGAUUUCUGUUAUUAAUGUAUUAUCAGUUUAUAACAGUCUUUUAAAAAGCUUGUUAUUUUGAAACAAAAAAGCGAACAUCCUUAAUUCUAGACAGCAAGAUAACACUAUUUGAUCCUACAUAAGUUCUUAAAUUGAGUUGGUAUGUGUGAUAAAGUGUUUAUUUAUUAAUUAGUUCUGUUAAUUAGAUAUUAUUUAAGUAUUGUGUGUCAUAUCCAGUAUACUGUAUCCUAACAUAUAGAACGAUUAUUUUGCUUAUAAAUCAAUGAACUUUCAAAUUAUGUAAUGACAAUAAAUUUUCAAAAAUACUCUUAUUAAGAAUUUCGAUUUUUCGUUUUCUAUUAAUAAGAGAAGAAAAAAAAAUCAUUUAGAACGUUUUACGCUUCCAUAAGAUUUUAACAAAGUGCAAGAUGUUUUUUAUUUGAAGAGUGUUUUGGUCAAUCAUAUCAGAAAUUUGCUAUAUAGAUUUAUAUGCUUAUAAAUAAAAUUGCAUCUUUUUCGCCAUGACAAGAACAAAGAAACAAUAGCUUUCUUUAUGCUUGAUACCGCGAUUAUUUCUUACAUCACAUUUUAAAAAUGUUUAUUACAUAGGUCAUUGAGAGGAAGGCCUUUUUAAAUUUCGCAAAUUUGAUUUUUAUAAAUUAGUGCAUGUUAUUGUUCCUCAUACUCCUUGAUUGAUAUUAAAAAAAAGGUAAAGAUGCGCUAAUUUUUUUUCUUGUCUGCAAAUUUCAAAAUUCUUUUCAAACAAGAAUUUUUUAUUCUUUUCUUUACAACAAAUUGUACUGAACUAGAAUGUAGAACAAAAUUAUAUAUGAAUGACACAACAGAUAAUAAAGUCACUUUCAAAGUUU
Molecule: messenger RNA, 12347 nt
Organism: Mytilus californianus (California mussel)
Lineage: Eukaryota; Metazoa; Mollusca; Bivalvia; Mytilida; Mytilidae
Product: golgin subfamily A member 4-like
Exons: 20
Coding region: 624-9662 (3012 amino acids)
Source: RefSeq, a predicted model, not a curated record